AUGCGGUUCGGAGUUUGUUGUCCUGUGCCAGCCGACAGGCACAGAAACUUAUAUUCGUGUAACGUUCCUGUUGCAAUUAAAACCAAGGACAAGGUUAAUCUAUUGGCAGAACUUUUUGCCAUGUGCAAGGAACACAGGUCUGCAAGAUUGCUAGACCAACACAUUAACUGCAAUGCCAGCACAGCACAUUCAACUGCUGAUCUUCUCUUGACACUAUCUUCAACAUGGAACCAAGCACUGAAUGACCACCUUUCCACCUGUGUCAUAGCACUUGCUAUUGCAGGAACAUUUGAGUGUGUAUGUCACCAAGGACUGCUGGAGAAACUGCAGGUCAAUGGCAUUGGGGACAAAGUUCUCAGAUUAUUCAACAACUGUUUUACUGAGCAAUAUCUCCAUGUGGUUCUUAAUGGUAAAUCCUCACGAGAACUCCCUAUAGAUGCUGGUGUUCCCCAAGGACGUGUCCUGGGCUAUUGCUCUGGAACAUAUAUUUCAAUUACCUUUUAA
Penaeus vannamei (Pacific white shrimp) is the source of this 504-nucleotide messenger RNA. Lineage: Eukaryota; Metazoa; Arthropoda; Malacostraca; Decapoda; Penaeidae. The record is from RefSeq and is a predicted model, not a curated record.